Messenger RNA from Electrophorus electricus (electric eel), 1011 nucleotides. RefSeq names its product POU class 4 homeobox 3 (gene pou4f3). Gene Ontology annotation, biological process: regulation of transcription by RNA polymerase II. NCBI's taxonomy places the organism in Eukaryota, Metazoa, Chordata, Actinopteri, Gymnotiformes, Gymnotidae. The record is from RefSeq and is a predicted model, not a curated record. Gene Ontology annotation, molecular function: DNA-binding transcription factor activity, RNA polymerase II-specific; RNA polymerase II cis-regulatory region sequence-specific DNA binding.
AUGAUGGCCAUGAACAGCAAACAGCAUUUCUCCAUGCACCCUGCUCUGCAGGAGCCCAAGUACUCCGGCCUGCACGCGAGCUCGGAUGGCAUGCGUCGAGUGUGCCUGCCUGCCCCGCAGCUCCAGGGCAAUAUAUUCGGCGGCUUUGAUGAGAGUCUACUGGCCCGCGCGGAAGCUUUGGCGGCUGCUGACAUUGUCUCCCACGGCAAGAGUAACCCUUUCAAACCAGACGUGACCUACCAUACGAUGAGCAGUGUCCCUUGCACCUCUACUUCCUCUACGGUGCCCAUAUCUCACUCUUCGAACCUCACGGCACACCAUCACCUUAAUCAGACCCUGGAGGGGGACCUGCUCGAUCACAUCUCGUCGAGUUUAUCGGUUAGCGGUAUGGGCGCACCGCCGGAUCCGUCAGUGAUGACAACGCAAGCCCACCAGCAUCACCUGCAAACCAUGGGGCACCUCCACCAAGCUAUGGCUAUAGGGCACCCGCAUACACUGUCGGUUCACAACGGCAUGGCCUGUGUCAACGAUGUGGAGUCCGAUCCGAGGGAGCUAGAAGCGUUUGCCGAACGGUUCAAGCAACGGAGAAUAAAGCUUGGGGUCACGCAGGCGGACGUGGGAUCCGCUCUCGCCAACCUGAAGAUACCUGGGGUAGGCUCACUUAGUCAGAGCACGAUCUGUAGGUUCGAAUCGCUGACCCUCUCGCAUAACAACAUGAUAGCGCUCAAGCCUGUGCUCCAAGCGUGGCUGGAGGAAGCUGAAGCGGCGUAUCGAGAGAAAAACAGCAAACCUGACCUUUUUAACGGCACCGAGAGGAAACGAAAACGCACGUCAAUUGCCGCGCCAGAAAAGCGAUCGUUGGAGGCAUAUUUUGCCAUACAGCCACGUCCGUCUUCAGAGAAAAUCGCAGCAAUAGCAGAGAAGCUUGACCUAAAGAAAAAUGUGGUCCGGGUUUGGUUUUGUAAUCAAAGGCAAAAACAGAAGAGGAUGAAAUAUUCCGCAGCACACUAG